AUGCUUAACAAGUUCCUCAACGGCAAAUUUGACUUUCUCGCCGCCCUGCUUAUCUUCGAAGUAGGAUCUGCAGUAAUUGGCUCAGCCUCGUCUAUUGGCGCUGUCAUCGUGGGUGGCGCUCUGGCUGGCUCCGGUGGCUCCGGCAUCUACGUCGGCACCAUUAGCAUGAUCACCGGAAUGACGACUCCCAAAGAACAAAACCAAUAUCUCAACUUUGUCGGCAUGGCGUGGAGCUUGGGAACCAUCCUUGGCCCCAUUAUUGGAACUGCGUUUGCUGAUUCGCCUGUCACAUGGAGAUGGGCUUUUUAUAUCAACAUCUGCGUUGCCGCCGUUGCCGCCCCCGCGUGUAUCUGGAUCAUGCCUUCGGCGCCACCUAGUGUGCCUCUGGGAUUCAUGGACGUGAUUAAGGCAUUUGACCAUCUGGGUGCUGCGCUUUUUCUUGGCUCUGUCGUAUCGACAGUCAUGCUGCUGGGUUUUGGCGGCGUUGUGUACAGCUGGGGUAGCAGCCAGAUGAUUGGACUUUACGUUGCCACUGCUCUGUUAUGGAUCAUAUUUGCUCUGCAGCAGAAAUUCCACCUUCUUACAUCGGAUCACAUCUUCCCCGUGCAGUUCUUCAAGGACCCCUUGGCGAUCGGCCUGUGGAUCUGGACGAUUGCCGCCAUUUCUGACAUCGACGUCGCCAUCUACACGCUUCCGCUGUUUUUCCAGUUUGUGCUGCAUGAUUCUUCGAUGCGUUCUGCGGUAUACACACUGCCAUUUGUGGCAUCUGUUGUGGUCAGUGCCGGCAUCAGCGGGGGACUUCUGCCCAAGAUCCCGUGGUACAAGUGCUGCAUCCACACGCACACAUCUCAGGCUGCCAUUUGUGGCUAUACCAUUAUCCAAGGCUUCGGCGUCGGACCAGUCAUUCAGCUUGGCUACACCGUGGGCCAGUUGAAGCGCCCCCAGGCGGCACGAAAGAACGUUACGGCGUUCUUCUCUUGUGCGCAGAUGGGUGGUCUCGCCUUGUCACUGGGCAUCGCCAUGUCUGUUCUUAUCAACCAUGCCACGGAGGAGAUAUCGUCCCUUUCACCAAAUGUUGCUCUUAGCGAGAUCAGAGGCGCCAUUGAUGGAGCGGGAAGUAGCUUGUUUGCGUCGUUGAGCGAACAGGUUCGGGCUAAGGUCACCAACGCAGUAACGCAGAGUGUGGCCUCUGUGUUUUAUUUGAUUUUGUUUGGUGCAGCGCUUGGCUUUCUCAUUGCCCUUCCUCUCAAAUUUGAGAAGCUGGAUUUCACCGAGCUGCAGUAA
Molecule: messenger RNA, 1284 nt
Organism: Aspergillus welwitschiae
Lineage: Eukaryota; Fungi; Ascomycota; Eurotiomycetes; Eurotiales; Aspergillaceae
Product: major facilitator superfamily domain-containing protein
Exons: 2
Coding region: 1-1284 (427 amino acids)
Biological process (GO): transmembrane transport
Molecular function (GO): transmembrane transporter activity
Source: RefSeq, a predicted model, not a curated record